Molecule: messenger RNA, 1656 nt
Organism: Blumeria graminis f. sp. triticale
Lineage: Eukaryota; Fungi; Ascomycota; Leotiomycetes; Helotiales; Erysiphaceae
Source: the annotation of a GenBank genome assembly
AUGCAAUCCUUCCUCCAAUACAGACGGUUAAGGCCAUUUGUUCCAUCAACACCAUCAUUCAACUCGUCCAGCGAGAAGAAUUCCGGAUCCCAGGAAGCUAACUCACCUCAAUUUGAGGAGGAUGUUGGAUCACACGAAGUUAAAGUACCUCAGUAUGAGGAAAAUGCGUGUAUACCAGUAGACUGGGACGGUCCGUCAGAUCCAUCAUGUCCACGAAAUUGGUCUCUACGAUACAAGAUAUGGGUUUGUGCUCUCGUGUCGAUAAACGUUUUUGCUCUGGACUGGUGCUCAGCAGCUGACUCCCAAGCAUCAAAGCAAAUGGCACAAGAAUUCGGGGUCUCUCGCCGAGUUGAGAAUGUUGGGUCUGCACUGUUUGUUUUUGGUAUUGCUGGUGGAGCACUAUUCGCUGGGCCCAUAACCGAAACACUUGGACGAAACCCAGUUUACAUUGGUGGAAGGGUUCUACAUUUCUUCUUUAUCCUUGGAACUGCGCUUGCUCAUCAUAUUGGAAUGCAACUUGUGUGCCGACUACUCGCUGGCCUAGGAGCAAGUGCAGUUCUAGCAAUUCACGGAGCUAGUAUUGCCGAUGUAUUUGGACAGGAGGGAAGGAGUCUAGCAUGGCCAUUUGUCGCCCUCUGGAGCUUUCUCGGCACGACACUUUCUCCGGUGGCAGGCGCAUGGAUAGUACAGAGCACAAAAUUAUCAUGGCGUUGGGCCGAUUGGAUUGCUGUUAUCAUGUCUGGUACUACUCUUAUCCUAACGAUGGCAUGUCUACCGGAAACGUUUACUCCAGUCAUACUCAAAUGGAAGGCCAUCAAACUCCGAAGGGCCACUGGUGAUAAUAAGUAUAUGGCGUCCAUCGAAACUCAAAAAUCUUUCAAGGAACUUCUCAAAGCUAACCUAUAUCGUGCGGUGAUCAUGACAACACGAGAGAAACUAGAAAAAGAAGCUAAAUUUUCACAGUACAUUGUAAUAUUUCUAGGUCUCUGGCUUGUUGUGGUAUACAUCGUUGUUUUCGGAUUCCUCUCGGGUAUGGACUUUUUGUUUGCAAAGACGCACUCCUUUUCUUCUGGAAUGGUUGGGACAUCAUUCGUCGCCAUCGCUUUUGGUGUUAUCGUUAAUACAGGCCUCUCUACAUUCUAUGCGAGGCAAUACAAAAUUCGUUCCGAACGCUGGGUACGCGAGAAAGGCGCUUCCGCACAGCUGCCUCCUGAGUAUCGCAUGAUUCCAUCAUUCCCUGUCGCCUUUGGUCUUCCAGUAUCUCUCUUUUGGCUGGGAUGGACUAAUUACCCGAAUAUCUCUCCUUGGUCAGGUCUCGGUGCCAUAGCUCUAUUUGGGUUUUCAUGGGCAGGCAUAUACGUAUGCGUCUUUCAUUAUAUUUUCGAUACCUACAGUAUAUACGCAGGAAGUGCACUAGCCUCGAUCACUUUUGUCCGAUACAUGUUUGCCGGAUCAAUACAGAUAGUUUCAAUUGAUAUGUGGGAUGCCUUAGGUACGCAAUGGACUUGUACGCUAUUAGGCUGUAUAGCCUCUCUACUGGUCCCAAUUCCAUUUAUCUUAUGGGUUUGGGGGGAGCGUAUAAGAAAAAUUAGCAAGUUUGCGGGUCAAAACGCACUUGAGAAAUCGCAGGAGCCUGCAAACACCACAACAGUUUGA